CUUCCUCUUUUGGACUCCAGAAUUUGGCUGUUUUCUGGGUGAAGAGAAGCUGCGUCCUGUUGGAGUCAGCUUGCUGCAGAGGUGAUGGGAAUCCCUUCGUUCCUACCUGUCCUUGACACCAAGAGUCACCGAGCUGACUGCAAGCCCUCGCAGACUUUGGGCCAUAUGCUGCUGUGGAUAGCUGUGUUAUUCCUGGCUCCUGUUGCCGGGACCUCUGCCUCCUCUGCUCGCCUCUCAGAAGACCUCCCGAAGGCCGUAGUGAGACGCGAACCCCCGUGGAUCCAGGUGCUCCGGGAAGACCGCGUGACUCUGACCUGCGAGGGUGCCCGCAGCCCUGGGAACCACUCCACCCAGUGGCUCCACAAUGGGAACCCUAUCCCCGACCAGGUCCAGCCCAGCUACAGGUUCACAGCCAAGAGCAACGACAGCGGAGAUUACAGGUGCCAGGCGGGAGGGACCAGCCUGAGCGACCCUGUGCAUCUGGACGUGAUUUCUGACUGGCUGCUGCUCCAGACCCCUCAGCUGGUUUUCCAGGAGGGGGACGUCAUCGUGCUGCGGUGCCACAGCUGGAAUAACAAGCCUUUGGCAAAGGUCACAUUCUACCAGAAUGGAAUAGCCAAGAAAUUUUUCUCUCUCAGUAGAAAUUUCUCCAUCCCACAAGCAAACCACAGUAACAGUGGUGAUUACCACUGCACAGGACAUAUAGGAAGGACGUCUCACUCAUCACAGCCUGUGACCAUCACUGUCCAAGCUUCCCCAGAGCCCAAGUCAAGCAACUCAGCAGUGGUGAUAAUUGUGGCUGCGGUCAUUGGGAUUGCUACAGUGGCCGUUGUUGUUGCUGUAGCAGCCAUGACCUACCUCAAGAAAAAACGGACUCCAGCUCUCCCAGGAAACCCUGAGCACAGGGAAAUGGGAGAAACCCUACCCGAGGAACUAGGUGAGUACAGCGUUCCCUCUGGGGGCUCAGUGAUGACUUGUCCAGGGCUGCCAGAUGGAUCGGAGCCAGCAAGAAGUGACUUGUUCAAUCUCUCUGAUCCUGAGGAAGCUGUUAAAUCUGAGGCUGAGAAUACAAUCACCUAUUCACUUCUCAAGCACCCGGAAACUCAAGAGGAUGAAACAGACCACGAUUAUCAGAACCACAUUUAACCUCCAUUAUCUGGCCCUGGGAUUUGCGGGGAGAAAAAUCAGAGAAGUGAGGAUCUCCUAUCUCCUGGCCUAAGGUCCUCUUGGAGAGGUUGAGAGGAUGCUGCAGUUCCAAAGAGGGAGCUGGAUUCUUCCAGAGUUCUGUAUGUGAGUUCUGAAGUUCUUUGGCCUGACACCAACAGGAAAUAUGGCCCCUGAUGGCUAACUGAUUCUGUGCCUCAGCACUUCCCAAAAUUAAGACUCUAUUACACAGCCUCCCAGCUAAUGUAAUUAAUAAAAUUAAUAUUGCUAAGAUUUUAACAACGUGAGACAUGCUUAUAUUAUGGGUAACAUUAAAAAAUUACAUAAGUAUAUAUGAUUUCAGAAAUGAUAAAAUCAACUAACAUAUACCAACAUAUUAAAAAUGAUUGUUUCAGGGUGAUGGAAUUAUCAGUGAUUUUUAUUCUCUUUGUUAUUUUCCUAUAAAGAUCAUGCACUGUAUUUAUAAUAAAAUAUUAUGAAAGCAA
Molecule: messenger RNA, 1649 nt
Organism: Chinchilla lanigera (long-tailed chinchilla)
Lineage: Eukaryota; Metazoa; Chordata; Mammalia; Rodentia; Chinchillidae
Gene: Fcgr2b
Product: Fc fragment of IgG, low affinity IIb, receptor (CD32)
Exons: 8
Coding region: 85-1146 (353 amino acids)
Biological process (GO): cell surface receptor signaling pathway
Molecular function (GO): transmembrane signaling receptor activity
Source: RefSeq, a predicted model, not a curated record